Messenger RNA from Carassius gibelio (silver crucian carp), 3257 nucleotides. Its product is annotated as neuritin-like protein. The transcript is spliced from 3 exons. Gene Ontology annotation, cellular component: plasma membrane. Bases 873 to 1331 code for a protein of 152 amino acids. Lineage: Eukaryota; Metazoa; Chordata; Actinopteri; Cypriniformes; Cyprinidae. Gene Ontology annotation, biological process: nervous system development; neuron projection extension. The record is from RefSeq and is a predicted model, not a curated record.
GGCCUAUACUAGGUUUAUAAUAAAGAAUAUGGUAUGCAGUGUGGUUAGGUUCAUAGGGAAACAAUACAAAAAUUUACCAGUGUACAAUGAUGGAAUUAGAUAUUAAUACAAUGGCACUUGGCUGUCUAUGGUUGCAUAGUAGCCUACCGAAUUACCAUAUUAUUUCAUGUAGGCUACAAGCCAUUUACAUAGUUGCUUAAUUAAAGUAGGCUACUUCAAUUAUUCCAUGUCCAAAAACACAGUAGAUGAAUACUAGGAAAACAGUAACAGAUUCAGUGACAGAGAAAAUUAAAGAGGAACUGAUAGUAAUGGCUUUAUUUAAAAUGUUGUAAUCCGUCUUUAUUCCCCUCUCUCUUUAGUUUUACGCAAUGACAUAAUCCAAGCCUGUCAAUCAUACAGAGGCUUGUCCACUGUGUGAAGUGUAUUAGAAAGUACUAUGCUGGAAUUAAAACGACAUAACGUUUUUUUUCUUUCUCCAUCUGUUUGUGUAUUGUGCGUGAAUGUGACAGAUAGAGUGUGAGAGAGAGACAGAGACAAAAAGCAAAUACGCUAAGCUAUAUAGAACCAUUGUCACGGGAGGUAUAUCCUUCUCUGAUAUGAUGAAGAGUGUAGCCGGAAAUAAUCUUUAAUCCCACAGUUUCCCCCCCAUUUUUAUAAUCAGAUGUCACAGCCCCUGUUUAUCCAUCAUUCUCAACAGUUGGCCUUAAAAUUGCAGUUUUUUAAAUCUGAAAUAGGGAGGUGAAUGGGAAAUCAAGGAAGAUGCAUGGGACCUAAAAAUGUCUGGAUAAUUUCUACAUGACUGUGUGUUAAAGUGUAAACGUUUAGGUUCACCAGUGCGUGUGGUUUGUUCAGAAUUCUGUCUGUUCCACGGAAUGCAUCUGCUGCUGAUCAUUUCAUUCUGCCUCAGUCUCUGUUCUUCUGUGCUGAGUGCAGCAGUAAUACAUCCAUGUAGUUCUGUAUACAGAGGCUUUGCUGAGUGUCUGGUCACUUUGGGUGACAGUGUAAGCUCCAAGACUGAUAACCCACAGGACAUCAACUCCAUUUGCAAAUCAUGGGAUGCUUUCCAGGUGUGUGUGAGUGGUGUCUUGUUGAGCUGCCGAGGUGAUGCAGCAGAAAUUUGGGAAUCUUUGAGAGCGGAGUCCCGGAAAACAGCGUUUGCUGGUAACCUCUACGACAUGUGUGCUAGUCGUACUGAAGCUGCAACUGCAACCACACCUCUGGUUCCCAACACUGACCAAACCAACCAGGAAACACUCAAAGGACUCGCUCAUUCAGUCAGUAAAGAGCUGCUCCUGAUAUGCCUCUCACUUCUCCUGCUGCUUUGGAUGUAACCUAUCCAUUUAACAUAGCUGGACUUAUGCCAGUGACACUGUUACAGGCACAUAUCUGCAUACAGUCUUUAUCUUGGUACAUUUUAUUUAAUUUCAUGUGUAAUUUAAUGUGUAGGCUCUUUGGUAAGAUAUUCAAUGCACUUAUGUAUUUGUUUGUUUAAAAAUUUACUAAAUGUUUUAUAUAAAAAUCAUUGAUAUUCUGUACUCAAAUCUAAUGGUUUGGUAUGGAAUUUAGUAUCUAUAGCUUGUGUCAAAUGACCAUAAUUAUGUAAUAUUAGAUAUAUUUAUAUAUACAAGUUUCUUGAAUUAUUAGCAAAAUACUGUACAUUCAUAAUAUCUGCAAUACCUUUCAAAGCAAUAUUAAUAUUUUUAAUUAUUUAUUUUAUUUGUAUUAUGUUAUUUAAAUGACUAAUAUGAUUUGGUGUUUUAAAGUUAAACACAACUUAUAAAUCAGAUAGUCAUCAAAUUUAAAUACACAUCCAAGGUUUGUGCUGGAGGGCCCCCAGGGCUGGGAACACUACAAUAUAGUUUCAUCCAUUAGCUCAAUGACAAAAAAUCCAUCAGAAAAGUCUUUCUGUUUUUCGCUGGCUUUGGGAAAUCACCCCCUGCCUCUGACUGACUGGUGAAGACAGGACUCUGCUGCUUGAGGUUCUCUUUGUGGAGACAAUAAUAAGCAUUAAUAAUCACUGACUGAGGCCAGUGAAAUAAACUUGUAACAGCUUUUGAUUCUGUUUCAUCACCAGAGAUGAUCUGCAUUUUUAGACGGAUCACACUCUGAAAAAUGUAACAAGUAAAUAACCACAAUUUUGCCAUUAAAUUUAAUCACAAUGUUUCAUCACAAUUUAGGAAAUGUUAUCAUGUUAAUUAUAUACUGAAUGCUUUUUCACCAAGUGUUAUUUAAGUAUCAUUGAGAUACUGUUAUAAUAUUUAUUAAUAUGUAAAAUUAGUCUUUUUUUCAAGGGAUUUAGUUUUAGGUAAUUGUAAUAACUCUGAUUUUACCUGUGAUGUUGUUUGAAAUAUCAGGCUAUUUUCUUAAUCUUCACGGUCUGGAGGAUCCAAGGGAGAAAUCGGGAACAGCAAAACUGUUUGCAAUUAAAUGUUAUACAAAGUUGUGGUUUAAAUCAAAUAUACAUUGCAAGGAAAUUCUAUUAACCUGUUAACUGUCACUCACGUUUUUGAAGAUAGACAUGAAUGUGCAUGAUACAAACCUAUAUUUUUAUAAUUCAUGACUGAAAACAUUUUGUAACAUGAUUUUGAUGUGCCAUUUACAUGGUAAUGCAAUGUCUGAUUUUAAAAUGGGUUUUGAAGGAUGAAUUUUGAGAUUUUAUGUUUUCAAGUGAUAUAUAACUUCUGAUGAUUUCUAAAAAGUGAUAGAGAAAAAGGCAACGAGGAAGUAUUUUUUUUAAACAAAGGUAAAAGCUCCUUUUGUAAUGUAGACUUCUGAGGGUGCACUCUUGUCAUAAACUCAUCUAUUACUUUUCCUACAUAAUUUUUAACAAAACAAUAUUGGUAAAAUAUAUAUUUGGGAGUCUUAGACCUUUCCAACGAUAUAUAGUUUGUCAAGAUUAAAUUAGAUUUGAUUGUAAUAUAGUAUAGUCAACGUAGGUGUCCCGUAUACGGGACGGGGUGACAUUUAACAGGUUAAUUGUUAAAACAAAUGGAAGUGAUAUUGAUUUGAGCAAUCGUGUAAGUACUCACAUCAGUGGUUAAUGCUGGUCCAUCUGACAGGGUGACUUUAUUUCAUCCUCAGAUAUCAGUUCAGUGACAAGAGCACCAGGAACUGAGACUAAAACGCUCUGAUAUGACUGUAAUGGUUUUGUGUGAACACUCAUUUUCUGGUACUUUUCCUCUUUAGUCUUCAGUCCCCGGGUUGUUGAUUUGCCAGUCUGUUUCUGGUGAAAUAAAGGAUGGAGAAUCCGUUCUGAA